CUAGCGUCAGUUGGUGUUUGGAGCGCGGUGAAGGAUGGCUCAGUUUUAACCAUGUGGCCUAGUCAGUCGGUGUUCAACGUGCCGGGCUUCAGCCCAGUGUUAGCGGCUCAGCAGGCACAGUGGUGGUAUCAGCAGGCUCAGGUGCUUCAGCAACAGCAGGCCGCUGCGUCGUCGCUGCCGCUCGCGUUGACAAAGAAAAUGCCACGUGUAGCAAAAGGAGAUGCUAAGCCCAGAGGGCGUAUGACCGCUUACGCUUACUUCGUGCAAAUCUGCAGAGAGGAGCAUAAGAAAAAACACCCGGAGGAGAAUGUCGUGUUUGCGGAAUUCUCCAAGAAGUGCGCCGAAAGGUGGAAGACAAUGUCUGACAAGGAGAAGAGCCGAUUCCAUGAGAUGGCUGAUAAGGACAAGAAGCGCUACGACACAGAGAUGCUCACCUACACACCCAGCAAGGGCGAGAAGGUGCGCGGCAAGAAGCGCAAGCACAUGAAGGACCCCAACGCACCCAAGCGAUCACUGUCUGCGUUUUUCAUGUUCUGCAAGGACGAGAGGCCGAAGGUGAAGGCCGCCCACCCCGAGUACACUGUUGGCGACAUCGCCAAGGAGCUGGGCAAGCGAUGGGCCGAAGUCGAGGGACCCGACAAGGCCAAGUUCGAGGCUCAGGCUGAGAAAGACAAGGCCAGAUACGACAGGGAAAUGACAGAGUACAAAAAGAAGCCCAAGGGUGUGCCAGCCCCAGUCAAGGGUGAGAGUGAAGAGGACGAGGAAGAUGAGGAGGAUGAGGAAGACGAGUGAAGUGUCCUGUGUGAGACUGAGAUCGGGGGACUCGGUGUUUUGUUGACUCAAUAGUGUGGACACCGAUUUUGCCUUAACGAUUUAUUUUCUGCCCCCGGUCCUCGAGGCCUAACGUGUAUCUAGAAGUGAUUGUACAGUUGAAGCUUUUCGUUUGCGAUUACCUUUAAUUAGAUUGUAAGUUUCAUAUUCAUUUAAUUUAAACAGAGUUGUUUCCGCCACGCGGUAUCGAGGAAUCGAUAUCCAUUUCACAUACUUAAGUUUUCUUUUAUUCUUCGACAAUACAGUCCAUCGGUUCCUCGAUACGGCAAAAUCUAUUUAUAUAAGUGGUCAGUGUUUGCACAAUACAAAUAGAUUCGAGAUUGUAAAAUAACUAUUUUUAUUAUUUAAGAGUCGGUAGGAGUGUUUAUAAGUACAAUAAUUACAAUAGCUACAAUAGUACCCGGAUCUAUAAGACUGCCUCAUUGUUCGUUUUACAUUCCUCCACCAAGAGUGUAAUGGUUGCAAUAAUUUUAUCUUGUUAGUUUACCGUUUCAUCACCCAUCAUGACAAAGUAGAGUAAAAAUUUAAAGGAUACAUUGUUCGUUUUGUAUAAGAAAAUAAAUAAAUUUAAAAAUUUGUGGUUUUUAA
Macrosteles quadrilineatus (aster leafhopper) is the source of this 1419-nucleotide messenger RNA. RefSeq names its product high mobility group protein DSP1 (gene Dsp1). Gene Ontology annotation, molecular function: DNA binding, bending. The coding region runs from base 52 to 792 and encodes 246 amino acids. The transcript is spliced from 5 exons. The record is from RefSeq and is a predicted model, not a curated record. Gene Ontology annotation, biological process: regulation of transcription by RNA polymerase II. Lineage: Eukaryota; Metazoa; Arthropoda; Insecta; Hemiptera; Cicadellidae. Gene Ontology annotation, cellular component: nucleus.